Molecule: messenger RNA, 2693 nt
Organism: Ceratotherium simum simum (southern white rhinoceros)
Lineage: Eukaryota; Metazoa; Chordata; Mammalia; Perissodactyla; Rhinocerotidae
Gene: MPHOSPH8
Product: M-phase phosphoprotein 8
Cellular component (GO): heterochromatin; nucleus
Molecular function (GO): chromatin binding
Source: RefSeq, a predicted model, not a curated record
CUGCCGAGCGGACUGGGGCCGAGUGCGGGGCGCGAGCGGCAGCCGCGGUGUGUGUCGCAGCGGCUUUUCCUCGGCGGUUUGUGGAGCUGCUGUUAUGGCGGCGGCGGCAGAGGGGGCGAGCGUGACUGCAGUUCCUGUUUCAGGUGCCGACAGCAAGGGCGAGUCGCCCGAGGUCGAAGGAGAAGGAGUCGGAGCAGUGGGCGAAGAGAAGGACGCCGCCGCGGGAGGAGCGGAGGCCGUCGGGGACAGCGAGGAGGACGGGGAGGAUGUGUUCGAGGUGGAGAAGAUUCUGGACAUGAAGACUGAGGGGGGUACAAUCCUUUACAAAGUUCGAUGGAAAGGCUAUACAUCAGAUGAUGAUACCUGGGAGCCUGAGGUUCAUCUUGAGGACUGUAAAGAAGUUCUUCUUGAAUUUAGGAAGAAAAUUACAGAUAACAAAGCUAAACCAGUCAAAAAAGACAUUCAGAGACUAUCCUUAAAUAAUGACAUAUUUGAGGCAAACUCUGAUAGCGAUCAGCAAAGUGAGACAAAAGAAGAUACUUCUCCAAAGAAGAAAAAGAAAAAACUAAGGCAUAGAGAAGAGAAAAGCCCAGAUGAUCUGAAAAAGAAAAAAGCAAAGACUGGGAAACUAAAAGAUAAACCCAAACCAAACCUGGAGAGCUCCUCUGAAAGUUUAGUUUUUGAUUUAAGGACAAAGAAAAGAAUUUUGGAAGCCAAAGAAGAAUUAAAGGAAUCCAAAAAGCCCAAGAAAGAUGAUGUAAAAGAAACUAAGGAAUUAAAGAAGGUUAAAAAGGGUGACGUAAGAGAUUUAAAGACUAAAAUAAGAGAAGAUCCCAAAGAAAAUAGAAAAACAAAAAAAGAGAAAUAUGUUGACUCUCAUUUGGAAUCUGAAUCACAUGUACUUAAUGAAUCCCCUUUUCAAGAAGAUGACAGUGAAGAGUUGUAUUCUGGCAGCAGAGAAGAGAAACAAAAGAUUAAAAGUGCAAAAGAGAAAGCAGAGCAAGAUGCAAUUCAAGAUACUAUUUUUGAUAAACAGCUGGAUGGCACUGUAAGUGCUGAUGAGGAUGCUGAUGGCAAAGCAAAGAGGAAAAAAAAGAAACUGAGAAAGACUGAGGAACUUAAAGAGAGCAGAAAGCUAGAAAACAAGAACCUUUUCUUAGAGAAGAAAAAUAUACAUAAAAAACAAAGGAAUCAAGACAAAGGCAAAAGUACUACAGAGUUAGAUAAGCUGACCGCUGCUUCUGGCCAAACACAGAAGAGUUCACGAUUGGGUGGGGAAGAGAGGAACCUCAGGUCCAGUGACUCAGCUGGGGAAGAGAAAGAGACCAAAAAAAAUGAACCCAAAGAAAAAUACCAGAAAAGGCCUGAUUUGGACAAGGAAGAAAAAAGCCGAAAAGAGCCAAAGGGAUUAAAGACAUUUAAAGAAAUCAGAAAUGCAUUUGAUUUAUUUAAAUUAACUCCAGAAGAAAAAACUGAUUUCCCUGAAAAUAAUCGGAAAAGAGAAGAAAUACCACUGGAUUGUACAAUCACAGAAGAUCACAAAACCAAGGAAAACAAGCAGUUACUUAAAGAAAGGAGAAAUACAAGAGAUGAAACGGAUACUUGGGCAUAUAUAGCUGCAGAAGGUGAUCAAGAGGUUCUGGACAGUGUGUGCCAAGGGGAUGAGAAUUCUGAUGCCAGACAACAGAUUUUGAGUUUGGGCAUGGACUUGCAGUUGGAAUGGAUGAAAUUAGAAGAUUUUCAAAAGCAUCUUGAUGGGGAAGAUGAGAAUUUUGCUACAGCAGAUGCAAUUCCAAGUAAUUUAUUGAGGGAUGCUGUGAAAAAUGGGGAUUAUAUUACUGUGAAGGUUGCACUUAAUUCAAAUGAAGAAUAUAACCUGGACCAAGAGGAUUCGAGCGGGAUGACACUGGUGAUGCUUGCUGCAGCAGGAGGGCAAGAUGACCUCCUGAGGCUCCUCAUCAGAAAAGGAGCCAAAGUGAAUGGGAGACAGAAGAACGGGACCACGGCACUUAUCCAUGCAGCAGAGAAGAACUUUUUAACUACAGUGGCUAUUCUUUUGGAAGCAGGAGCUUUUGUAAAUGUCCAGCAGAGCAAUGGUGAGACCGCUCUAAUGAAGGCCUGUAAAAGAGGAAACUCAGACAUCGCACGACUUGUGAUUGAAUGUGGAGCUGACUGCAAUAUUUUGUCUAAGCACCAGAACAGCGCGCUGCAUUUUGCAAAGCAGUGUAACAACGUGCUGGUGUACGACUUGCUGAAGAAUCACUUAGAGACACUUUCAAGAGUAGCAGAAGAAACAAUAAGGGAUUACUUUGAAGCACGGCUUGCUCUGCUAGAACCCAUUUUUCCAAUAGCAUGUCAUCGUCUCUGUGAGGGGCCAGAUUUUUCAACAGAUUUCAAUUACAAACCCCCACAGAACAUACCAGAAGGCUCUGGUAUCCUGCUGUUUAUUUUCCAUGCAAACUUUUUGGGUAAAGAAGUUAUUGCUCGGCUCUGUGGACCAUGUAGUGUACAAGCCGUAGUUUUAAAUGAUAAAUUUCAACUUCCUGUUUUUCUGGACAGUCAUUUUGUUUACUCGUUCAGCCCCGUUGCAGGCCUCAAUAAACUCUUUAUAAGGUUGACGGAAGCACCCUCUGCUAAGGUGAAGUUGCUCAUAGGUGCAUACAGAGUGCAGCUGCAGUGACCAACAGAAAGAG